AUAAACCCAAAUUCCUCAUCAGUUACCUCUACAUAUGUGCAAUUUUGUCGUCUUUUUUUUCCCCACAAAAAUACAUACAUCUCAAAACCAUUUAUUUAUGUAUUACUUGUUUUUUAGAAGAAGUGUUUACAAGUUUUUCAGAAAAAUUGAGUUGGGUGGGAGAAGACAUACACAAAGAAAGAAUGGCGAGCUCGGUGGAGAUGAAUGAAGUUGUGUCCAUUGAGCUUCCAGCUCCAGCUGGUUGGAUGAAAAGGUUUCUGCCUAAGACAGGAGGGACUCCAAAGAAAAAUGAGAUUGUAUUUACUGCACCAACAGGGGAGGACAUCACUACAAAAAAACAGUUGCAGCAGUACCUGAAGUCACACCCUGGUGGUCCGCCAAUCACUGAGUUUGACUGGGGAAAUGGUGAAACUCCAAGAAGAUCCACAAGGAUCAGUGGAAAGGCAAAGGCAGCUCCACUUGCAGCAGAAAGUGUCACUCCAACAAAACGAAGCAGAAAAUCUUCAGCUUCUAAGAAAGAUGUGAAAGACAAAGAAGAGCAUGAAGAAACUGAGGCAGCAAAGGAUGUUAACAUGCCAGAAGCUGAAACACAUGAAAAGGAUGUUGCGGCUGUGGAAGAUGAAAAGGUGGUCAAACAGAAACAUGAUGAGGGAAAAGAUGAAAAUAAGGAUAUCGAGAAAGAUGUGGAGGAGGAUGAAAUGCCUUCAAUUAAUGUCGAUGUUGUGAAGGAGAACCAAGCUGAGAAGACAAGAGAAGGUCAAACUGAAGAUGGUCCUACCAAAGAUGCUGUUGUUGAGAAAGAUGUCAUAAUGGAAGGUAAUGCUGCAGAGAAGAAAGAUGAAAUGCAUUCUUCUGCUGUUGAUGUUGUGAAGGAGAACCAAGCCGAAAAGAUGAGAGAAGGCCAAAAAGCAGAAGAUGGUCCUUCUAAAGAGGCUGACGUAGAGAAAGAUGGCAUAAUGGCAGAUAAUGUUGCAGAGAAGAAAGAUGAAAUGCAUUCGUCUGAUGCUGAUGCUGUGAAGGAGAACCAAGAUGAAAACAAAAGUGAUGGACAACCAGAAGAUGCUCCUGCCAAAGUGGCUGAGGUUGACACUAAUGUUGAAGAGGCAUUGCUGGCUAAAGAGGUCCCUGUGGUGAAAGAAGCAGAUGAGGAAGAAGUAACUGAUAACGGAAUCAAGGCUGAUGAGAUUAACCUUUGAGUAGUGACAUAGAGCCAUUCUAUGCUGUCCUCUUACCCUGCUCUCUCGUUCUCUCUGACCUUUAGUCUUGUUUCUUUUCUUUAGUGACUGUAGUGUUGUUGUCAAUGGUAGAUACUCUUGACUGUUCAUGAGAUAUCUGUACGUAAAAUCUUAGAUUUAGGUCCUGAAUUGCAGCCUUGUCCUCUGAAAGAAUAUAUAGCUGAAAGAGAUAUCUGUAAACCUUAGAUCAUAGAUUAGACCUUAAGUUGGAUGGAAUUUGUAAUUUGUAAUUUGCUGAGAUCCAUGUAGCAUGUUGUGACAAAACUCGGUAACGUAAAUUGUAAUAAGUCCAUGUUUAGUUA
Solanum dulcamara is the source of this 1537-nucleotide messenger RNA. RefSeq names its product methyl-CpG-binding domain-containing protein 11-like. The coding region runs from base 183 to 1196 and encodes 337 amino acids. NCBI's taxonomy places the organism in Eukaryota, Viridiplantae, Streptophyta, Magnoliopsida, Solanales, Solanaceae. Gene Ontology annotation, molecular function: DNA binding. The record is from RefSeq and is a predicted model, not a curated record. The transcript has 2 exons.